Molecule: messenger RNA, 2122 nt
Organism: Bubalus bubalis (water buffalo)
Lineage: Eukaryota; Metazoa; Chordata; Mammalia; Artiodactyla; Bovidae
Gene: ZMAT4
Product: zinc finger matrin-type 4
Exons: 7
Coding region: 158-847 (229 amino acids)
Molecular function (GO): zinc ion binding; nucleic acid binding
Source: RefSeq, a predicted model, not a curated record
UGCCUCGCUAGCACAGUUGGUCCGCGCUGCCGAAAGGUCUGGUCGCCGAGGCAGGAACGCGCAAUCCUCAGCGUGCACCAUUCCCAUAGCAUCCCUCCAGGCUCCGCAGGCAGCGAGCCUCUGGGCACCGGGCCCCUCUGCUCCGCGGAAAAGCCUGAUGAAGUCCUCCGAUAUCGAUCAGGACUUAUUUACAGACAGUUACUGCAAGGUGUGCAGCGCACAGCUGAUAUCGGAAUCUCAGCGUGUGGCCCACUACGAGAGUCGAAAACAUGCCAGCAAAGUCCGACUGUAUUACAUGCUUCACCCCAGGGAUGGUGGGUGUCCAGCCAAGAGGCUCCGAUCAGAAAACGGAAAUGAUGCUGAUAUGGUGGAUAAAAACAAAUGCUGUACCCUCUGUAACAUGUCGUUCACCUCCGCAGUGGUGGCUGACUCACAUUAUCAAGGCAAAAUCCACGCCAAAAGGUUAAAACUGUUGCUAGGAGAGAAAACCCCGUUAAAGACCACAGCCACGCCUCUGAGCUCACUUAAACCUCCGAGGGUGGACACUGCUCCAGCGGUUCCGUCUCCCUAUCAAAGAAGAGAUUCAGACAGAUACUGUGGACUCUGUGCAGCCUGGUUCAACAAUCCUCUGAUGGCCCAGCAGCAUUACGAUGGCAAGAAGCACAAAAAGAAUGCGGCAAGAGUUGCUUUGUUAGAGCAGCUGGGGACAACUCUGGAUAUGGGCGAACUAAGAGGUCUGAGGCGCAAUUACAGAUGUACCACCUGCAGUGUCUCUCUAAACUCAAUAGAACAGUAUCAUGCCCAUCUGAAAGGAUCCAAACACCAGACCAACCUGAAGAAUAAGUAGUAAGAACAUCAAUCAAGAGAUGAGGAAAGAAGUCAGGAUUUUCUGCCUUGGAGAAAUGCUUACCAACCACCAGAGGAAGAUCUGUUCACGAACAAUGAACAUUUCUCAUGAGGAUUCAGAUUAACAUAGGACUAAUCUUAGUUUUGGGGAAUGAAUGAGCUUCCUUUCUUUCUAUUUUUUUUUUUAAUUUUGUGGUAAGCUAUGAUAUGUGGAUGGAUUUUGGAAAAAUUCUUUCCUGAUAAUAUAUUUAGCACAUGUUCUACAUCAUAAUCCUAUAGCAAACAGCAGGAGCAUCAUUCAAACUUAAAGACAGUGGGGAAAAAAAAUCUCAGUUUCCAAUUUAUUCUCAGAUUUCUUCACCAUGUAAUUAUUCUGUUAACUCCUUGCUGGUGGAAAUGCAAACCACGUCUAUCAAGAAAUAAACUUUAUUUUUUCAUCGUGUUGAACACAAUUGGUGGCAAUGUGCACAGAACCUGACCACUAUUAGUAGAAGUUAUAUAAUGGACACAAAUUCUCAUUUCGCCUUCAAAAAUACGAGCCAGCUUUGCCAUCCGAUCAAGAAUAAGGACGGUAAAUCAAGGAGAAAUCCUCCUUUUCUUUUUUCCUGAUCAUUCAAAGAACAGUUUCUCAAGGUUAAGCCAAGUCCUCUUUUGCAAGCUGCCAAAAUAAUAGCUUAGGAAAAGAAUUAGUUUGCCUGCAUGAUGAUCCUCUUAGGCAAAAAUGUCUUAAUAGCAGUUGACCUCGAUGAAACGUUUUCCCAAAGGCAUUCACGAAAAGAACGAUCAGCCCCAGAAUGAGAGGAAAAUAAAAGAAUGUUUUCUUAUGAAGUUGGCCUGAAUUGUGGACGUUCGUGUAGGGCAAGGAGGAUCUGGAAAGAAAUGAGGGAAUUCUGCACAAAUAACCACCUUGGACAUUGAGGUCACCCGUUCCUGUCUUUGUCACUCAAGUCCUCUUGCUGAGCUGAGAUUCAGCCACUCUGGAGAGAAUGCCACUGGCCAGUAUGGCAGACUGGAAAACCGUUCCUCUCUGAAGGGGGAUGUGUCUGAGGUUGAAAUCUCUAGGUUGAAAUCUUCUGCACGGCAACUGGAUUUGUUGUCCUGCAGGCUCACCGCAAAGCUGGGCAUUUACACUCUAGUCUGAAUGCUUCUUAGAGCCCUGACUGGGGUUGCCCUUUGUACAUUGUGACCACAGGGGGUUGGUCUCCCCAUGUCAGGGUUUUCUGGGUGUCUGUGAUUUUUCCACAGAGACCUAAGGUGGUUACAACUCGGGGAGCAA